Messenger RNA from Gastrolobium bilobum, 1117 nucleotides. RefSeq lists its product as uncharacterized. Lineage: Eukaryota; Viridiplantae; Streptophyta; Magnoliopsida; Fabales; Fabaceae. The coding region runs from base 200 to 931 and encodes 243 amino acids. The record is from RefSeq and is a predicted model, not a curated record. The transcript has 3 exons.
GUAAUGAAUGUUAGAUGAAAAGGAGAGAACUCGACAAGUGAAGUGCAGCUACUGCCUCCACAUCAACUACCAUUCUCAUUCUCUUCAACUACCACAUCUUAUAUAUAUUAUUCACACCGUCAAUUAAACUCCUUAAUUUUAUUUUAAUUCCCUAGCUAGCCCAAUACACCAUACAUAUUUAAUAAUUGUAUUGUUUUGUAUGUCGCAAAGGAGUCCACGGCGAAGAUCGCCGUUGAUCACGUCCCGGAGAAGUAAGCCGCCGCAUCCAUCGCCGUCGCCUCGUCGGAGGUCGAAUAAGUCAAAGCCUGUCAAGAUCUUGAAGCGUUGCUCGUCGGCGCCUCUGCUUUCGCGGCGAGAUGAUUUUGAUGGUCAUUUUUGGGGGAACGGUGGGACGCUUUUCCGUCCUCAAACGUUUUCGGAUGCUUUUGUAUCUUCCCCUUCUCUGUUUGCUUCCUCUCCACAAAAUCACAGUAACGAGAUAAGGGGGUACGACAAGGAAGCUAAGGUGGUAGUUAAUGUGAGCGUUGAAGGAAGUCCAGGACCAGUCCGAACGAUGGUUAAAUUGGGUUCCAGUGUGGAGGAGACAAUAAGGCACGUGGUCGAUAAAUAUAGCGAAGAAGGAAGGAGCCCUAAGAUCGAUCCUUAUGCAUCUUCAUUCCAAUUGCAUUACUCCUAUUUCAGUCUCCAAAGUUUGGACAAAUCAGAAGUCAUUGGGGAUGUCGGUAGUAGAAAUUUUUAUCUGCAAAAGAGUAAUGGUGCAUCUACUUCGAAUUCAUUUCAUUCGGAAAGUGCUCAUGAAUUAGUCACAAGUAGCACUGCUCCAUCCAUUGCAACCCCUCCAUUGUUACUUCAGUCUUUUAUUGCCCGGAAGAUUAGCAAAAUUGUAAGAAGAGCUCAAAGGCUUUGGAAGAUUGUGGUUUGCUCGCAAUGAGGGACAACAAAAAACCCCGCAGUAUUUUGGGCUACUUUAACCAAUGACAAAAAAGCAACCAUUUUUUAUCAGUUGCUUUUCAAGUUUCAACCCUUCAUCUCCACUUUUUCUGUACGAUUUAUAUAUAUUCAUUCAAAUUGUAAAUCAAAAGACAUGGUUAUUGGCUUCGUAAGUUUUUCAGUGAAU